Choloepus didactylus (southern two-toed sloth) is the source of this 8094-nucleotide messenger RNA. It is a transcript of the gene ERICH3, whose product is annotated as glutamate rich 3. The record is from RefSeq and is a predicted model, not a curated record. Bases 389 to 4972 code for a protein of 1527 amino acids. NCBI's taxonomy places the organism in Eukaryota, Metazoa, Chordata, Mammalia, Pilosa, Megalonychidae. The transcript is spliced from 15 exons.
CGCGCACAGGCAACGGCAGUGUGGGGCCACCCCGCGAGCGUGACUGUCGCGCCCCACGCACCCACCCUCCGCGUCUGCCGCAGGGUCCAAAAGGGAUCCCGCAAAAAUGAGCCAUUCUCACCCCGCUGGCAGAGUGACAGUCAGAUGGAGAGAAGCCACAGGGAGCAACCAGAAGCUGGAAGUCAAUGGAACCUGCAAGAGAUAGGAGGAAAUGCCUAACUGCAUUGCCACAUGAUGGAAAAGCCAAAGAACCCCAAAGAUUGACAGCUGGCCAGAAGAUACCAACCCAAGGAGGAAGCAAAUCUUCUAGCUCUUGAAACCAUGAGCCAGUGAAGUCCUGUUAUUAAGCCAACCCAACGGAUGAUUACUUGCAGCAUAUAACAGCCUUAUGGAUAAACACCUGGCUGGAUAUUUUAACAAUACAAGGAUAAGGCGGCAUCUCUUAAGAUCAGGGCUGAUCACAAGAAGUGGAAGAAUACUAUCUGAAAAAGAAUACAAGCUAAAUAUCAUGAAGCAGGAUCACCAAAAAUAUAUCCGGGAGUGCUUAGCCCAGGCUAUCUUCCAUAAGGUUCUCGACAUGGAGCGUUACCACCAGCUUGAAAUAAAAAAGAAACUGGAGACCUUAGCUAAGAAAGAGCAAAUUCAGAGGUUUAAGGGGGAGCACACGAGACGGUUUAUAGAAAAAAACAUGCCAGUCCUAUCUCCCCGCCCACCAGUUGGCCCAAAGAGUAAUCAUGGCCAUGGUGUUCUGGUUGAUGAAGGACGUUCCAGUCCAUUACUACUGACAGUCCCUCGACCAUCUACUGCCCCAGGAAAUAUGCAGCCUCCAAUUCGAUUGCAGCCUCUUUCCAGUAACCCUGCAGUAGGAACUAUUCCUAAGAUAACUUCAGGGUCCAGAUCCAAAACCUCGUUGCUGGAAAAUGGAGCUCCAUUUCCCACUGGGGGCAAGAAGGCAGCGAUGAAGUUCAGGAGCUCCACGGACAAUUCACAGGGAACGAAUACAUAUCUACUUCCAAACAUUAACAAUUAUCUGAUGCCUAGCCCUCCUCCACCUCUUCCCCCAAAUGCAAAAAUCACAAGGGAAAAUAGAGUUGAAUCAUGGAGAAGGAGAAGAUUUUGUCCUAUCACUGCUCCAAAUGGCUUAGAACCUCUCUUUACCAGGGAUUCAAGGAGGAUUCAUAAAACAUCACUGCAUAGUAAUGCAGCUAUUACAAUGAUCUAUUUAGGGAAAAGUGUGCACCUAUCUCAUGAUAACUCAGACUUCCGGGAUGAAAUAAAAGUUUAUCAACAGCACUGUGGUGGGGAAAACCUCUGUGUCUACAAAGGCAAAUUACUUGAAAAAGAGACCUUUCAGUUUAUCUCCAAAAGGCACCAUGGUUUCCCCUUCAGUCUCACCUUUUUCCUGAAUGGCAUACAGGUGAACAGGUUAAGCUCCUGCUGUGAAUAUAAACAUCGGAAAGGUUCCAGACUUGGAGGCAAACGUGGCUACUUUGGUUUUGUGUGUGUCGAGAAAUCAUCACCCUGCUACAAGUGCAUUAUUGCAAUGGGGCUUGACAAAAAAACAUCUUCACAAAAAACUAGGAAAGAGAAGAAUGCUGAGCAAAGAGAGGAACUGAAGAAGACUGAGGAGAAACUGAGGAAGGAUAAAGAGUACAUGGUACAGAGAAGGAAUGCGCUCGAGGGGAACAAAACCUUUCCCUCAGCCAUUUUUUCAGUUCAAAGAGAAAAAAAUGGCAUCAGAGAAGUGAGAACUGCUAUAGAAGAAAUGAAACAUAAAGGAAAACUAGGAGAAGACAUUUGGGAAGACGACCAGGACGUUACAUUUAAAUAUGAAUAUGAAGAAGAUUUUGAAGUAGAUGAGGAGAAACAAUAUGAGAACACUAAUGAAGAAGGACAGGCUGAUGAUCAAAUGAAUGGAAUGUCAAAGUCACCCUCAGAUGAUGAAAGAGAUAAUUUAGACCCUGUAAAGGAGAGUGAAACCUCAUCACAGAAGGCACCAGAUGCUGAUGACAACGUGAAAGAUGAAGGUGAUGGAUGCUCCGACAGUGAAUUGGAAGAUGAUAAACAAGAUAGAAAAACUUCUUCAUCAACCUCAUCUAGAAGUCACCCAUAUUCUAGUUGCAGUGAAGAUGAAUCUACAGUGAAGGGUGGAGAAACCCACACAGAAAAUAAUCCAGACGAAAGAGCCAGAAGCUCCUUUUCUCCAGAGCUGAGUGAAAAUGAUGAGCCAGGAAAAUCCCACUUUCCAAUUGUGGAAUCCCUGCAAAUUGGAACUGAAGACCAAAAAACAAUAACAGCAGAUAUGGAGACAAAGCUUGUGCCAAUAGAGGAAAACUUAGAGAAUGUUCUUGAAGAAGAAAUGAGAAAAGGAACCCAAGUGAUUGGAGAGGGCAUAUCUGAGAAUUCCAGUGAGCAUGUUUCUGAGGAAGAAAAGGAAAAGCAUAAGAAUAAGCUUUGGGAAGGAAGCACUGCUAAGGCACAGGGCAGGAAGUCAGGUCUCUCUAGGGUGGAGAAAGGAGAUGUUGGACAGAUAAUAGCUGGAGCCUUGGAACCUGGCUCCCACUGCCAUUCUGAUGCUAAUCCUGGUGUUAGCAGCACAGAUAAUGGGGGGAAGCAUUUGAGGAGGCCAGAGAUUGACACAGGUGGAGCACUGGAUGAGAAUUUUGUGGUGGAGGAAAGGGUGGCACCCAAUUCAAACAAGGAAUCCCAGCGAGUUGCACCAGAAAUGCUUAUGCUGGAGAAGAAAGGUGCAAUCAAGGAAGACAAAGUUCCCCAGCCCAUGAAUGCUGACACAAUGGAAGAAAAGGGAAAUGCAGCAUCAUGGGGAAAAGCAGGGAUUAAUGAGGUUCCCCUAAGGGAGUGGAAGCCAACAGCAGUGCAGCCAGCCUUAGGACAAGAACCGCUUACAGAGGAAAGAGAAGUCCCUCAGGACAUCCUGAGUGGGGCAGGAGAAGCAGCAGAAGGAGACGGAAGGCUGGGUAAAGUAGAGUUAAACCCCCUGGGAAAGGAAGCAGCAAGGCACUCUGCUGGUCUGAAUGAUGAUGGGGCCCCUGAAAAGCAGGCCUUCAUGCAAACAGUGUUUGAGACAGAGAAGGCAGUUUCUAAAGGGGAACAGGAUUGGGAGAAGGUAGAGCUAGCCCGCAAGGCAGCAGCUCUGAACUCAGAGCCUGUUCCAGAGACAGUAGCUCUGGAAGAGGCAGCAAUGCCAGAGAAGGAAAAGGCUGAGAGAGAGGUGGCUGUGAGUGAGACAGGGUCUGAAAAGCCAGAUGUGAAAGAAAGAGAAGAGGAAAUAUCCACAGAUCUGGAGGACUUAGGGCCUGUGGAAAAAGAAGCAUCCAAGAGAGAGGAUGGUUCAGAAGUGGCAAUACUUGGGGAAGAGAAACCAGCCAAAGAGAGCAAGGAAGUGAUGGAAACAGAAACAACUUUGAGUGCCUCAUCUUCUGAGGUAACUCAUGUGGGGGUUUCUGAGGGCAGCACUGAAGAACUUUGUAGGGAAGAUGCUGAACGAGAGAAGUUUGUGACUGGGGCAGUAUCUAAUAAGGAAGAUGAUAGGGAAGAAAUGUUAUCUGAGGAAUUAGAUAUGGCAAGAGAGAGGAAGAAAGCUGAGCGGCCAAAUACACCCCUGAGGGAAACCAAAUCUGAGAGAGAAGAGGUGACAAAGGCAAAUACAUCCAAGGAUGAAGAUGGUUUAGAAGAAGAGAAGAAGUUUAAAGAGGAAGAGGGGGAAACAGUGAAGAAUGUAGGAUCCAAGGAAGAGACAAAAGCCCCAAGAAAGGACACAGAAUCUGAUGCUGAGGGUGAAGCACCCCCAGAGGCAUCUGAAUUGACUGAAGAUGGAGGGCAACAAAGAGAAGAUUCACUAAAAGAAAGAGGGGUUACUGUGUUUGACGCAGCCCCUGGAUUUGAAAAGUCACUGGAAAACAUCACAGCUCUGAGGAAAGAAGGAGAGGAAAGACUCGUAGAAGCCAGAGGCCCAGAAAACAAAGGCAGCGGAGAGCAUCUCCUCAGUGAGAGUGUGGCUUCCACAGAGGAUGAGGGUCCACCGCAGGACAUAGCAGGUGUGUUAGGGGCUCCCCAGAGUGAGCUGUCAGGGAAGGCACAGGCACCUGAAGUGACAAUCACGGCCACAGGUGAGGCUGCGGUGUGUGCAAGCGAAGAUCGAGACUUCCUUGCAGGACCAAGAGGGAGGAAUAGAGAAGGGCCUUUCCAGGGGCCAGAAGAAGUGGGGGUCAUGAUGAUUUCCCAGGGAGAUUUCAUGAUGCCAGAAAUGUUCAGACGGGAAGCAAUGGCUAAAGACACAGAGGAGGAGGAAGAGAAAGAAAGCAGUCUGAGGAAAGAAGUAGUGAAGAACGGGAACACAGACGGGGGCGAGAGCGUGAGAGAAGGGAUGGUUGUUGCCGACGAAGAUCCGUGCCAAGGAGAAGGAGGAAUGGCAGAAACAGCCACAGAGAAGAGGGAGGUGUUGGCAGAAUUGAAGACAGAUGAGGGGAAAACAGUAGAAAAUAAAGCUUCCUCCUUUUCAGAUGUUGCCGGGAAGGAAACUUGGCAUAAUGUGGAUGAGUUACUAGAAAAAACAGCAGCUGAGGAGACGGUGGCAGGAGAGGAAAUAGAGCUAAGCAGGGAGGAGGUGCCCUUGGUAGAUGAGGUGACAGUGACAUCAACACCAGGGGCUGGGCUGGGAGAUCUGCAAGAACCUUUAGAUCAGGAAAGGGAGGCCCCACAGGUAGGACGUGAUCAAGCGGGAGGGGAACUUGAAGUCACCGAGGGUGCAGGGUCAGAGGGAGAGGAGUCAGGAGCAGCUGGAGCCUUCAGACUGAGAUUAUCACCAGAAAGUCAGUCAGAACUGAGCAGGAAAUGUCUACAGUCUGUGCAAGCACUUCCCACGAAGCCCGAUUCCACCGAAACCCAAGAGAAGCAAGUGCAAAGAGAAAGUGAGAAGGCAGAUGUUUCAGUGAACAACACAAAGGCCUGAGAGACUUGGUGGCAGAUGGUGAGUUUAUCUCAUCUGUUUUCAGUACUGAAUAGAAACCCCACUCUUGGUCUCCUCCCCUUUGGGCUGGCUCGUCCCCUCCUGCAUCCCUGCAUCCAGGUACACACAUAGGGUUCAGGUCCAUACUGCUCAGCCCUGCGCCAGGCAGGACAGGGGCUGGGGAAGAUGGAAGUGAGCCCAACUCACAUACGGGGACCCACUUCUAGUUGCUUUGUAAGUGCAGCUGCCUGAAGUAGUAAAUCUGCAUCCCCCUUACAAGCCCCAAAGAUGAAAUAUGGAGGAGAAAGGGGUACCUUCUCUCUUUGACAUAUCACAGAAAUAAAGAAUCAAACUAUUUCAGAAUUCAUUUCCCCUUGAGUGUUUAAAAGGAUGGAUUGGAGGUUGACUGUCUUUAUUUGCCAUUAAAUGUGUUCUAUACCUUCAUUUCUGCAUAUACAAAAUUGAAAAGCUUUCCACUUUUAUAUAAUAUUGAACAGUGGGACUAAAUGUCAAAAUGAUUUUUGUCAUAUCCUGGGAUUUCCUUUGAUACCCUCAUAUCCUUAGUGUCCAGUAACUACUGUCCUGAGUAGUUAUAUUCAUGGCACUACUAUCCUUUUUAGUGCUUUUCAGGACAUUUUAAAGAUGUCUUCAGGAAGACAUGACGAGUGGGAAAAGUUUCACCCAAGCAUAUCUCCAGGAUUUUAUCUUUUUGUUUGUUUGUUCUUAAAUCACCAGGCUUUUCUGAACUGUUUCUCAAUGUGUCAGUGCUGGUGAGUAGCACAGUAAGUACCAUGAAAAUAGCUGAAGUAGAUCUGCAGGAUACUCCUUACGGACAGGGGUUCCUGAUGGAGAACUGUGAAGCUGUUACAGGUUCCACAGCCGAGCUCUCCAUAUUCAAAUCAAAACAAAAGUUUUCAAAUGUUUGACUUUCACCAAAGUUCCACCAGAAAGUCGCAGUCCUGACAUCUAGGGUUUGUUUAAUUUCUUUUUAUUUUACAAUCAAAUAUUAGCCCCAGUUUCAUACAUGGGAGUUUUACUUAAAAUCUGUGACUUGGGCUUUAAUGACCUAGAAUGUUAUAAGGAGUUCUAAAGUUGCUGGCAUGUACAAUUACUAGAAGAUGCACCAGAUCUGUAAGUCCUUCCAGAAAAAGAUUCCAAGGCAUGUAUCUUGACUUAUACUUAGAAAUAGCCAUCCUUUCUAUUUAUGCCAGCAGAUUAGUUUAACGUAGAAUUAUUGUUUCAGAAUGCCCUUUGUUUUGCGUGUGUGUUUUUGUAGUUCUGCUUUCUGGGGUAGACUAGUGAAACUAGAGUAGCUUGCAUUAUUUUUUCUUUGGGGCCUUAUUUAUAGGGACACUCAAAUUUAAACCAAAGUAGUCAACAAUUUAGCGAAGUAAAAUGAAUAUAAUUAUUAUAGCAGGUAAACAUAGCACAUAUAUGUCAACACUCUUGACUCUAGACUUUUGGUCGAUAUUACUCAAAGGGAAAGAAACUUGGAUUAAAUUAGUGUGCUACUCACCUUCCAGAAUUCUGCUAUUCCAAACCUGUGAACUAACCUUGCAGUACAUUGUAAAUCAACAGGACACUUUCUAUGUUACCUAGAUAUUAUUUCUCAGUUGUGUAUCAGUAUGUCUCAUAGGGAUUUUUAUUGCCUUGAAGACAUUACUUUACCAGGGAAAGGGCACCUAUGUUUGGCCAUCUUUUCUGUAUGUGAGGAGGUUAAAGAGUAUUUCCUAAAGCUGUGCUUCUCUGGCCAGACUACAUUAGAAUUUCAUGGGAUACUUUCUAAAUGAUUCAUGACUCAAUCCCUGGCCUCACCCCCAGAGACUCAAAUUUUAAUUAGUUUUAAAUUGGUCUGGGCCAAGUUUUUUUUGUUGUUGUUUUUAAACUCUUCAGUUAAUUCUACUAUGUAACCUAUGUUGAGAUCUGCUGUUCGAAAUCAUCAUACAAUCCGUGCUGGCUGCCAUGUACUCUUUAGGGACCAGGGAUGCUAUCUUUAUAGGUGUUUUCCAUUUUAAUAAGUAAUGGAGUCAGUCUCUGAUUAAAAAAAUGUACUGUAUCAGUGGAUCUCAAAAUGUGGUCCCUGACUAGGGAAAUCAGCCUUGCCAGAAAAUUAUUCAAUAGCAAAUUCCUGCCUUCACCCCACACCUACUAAAUUAGAACAUCUGAAGGUGAGAGUGCACCAAUUGAUAUGUAAACAAGCCUCCCAGGUGAUUCUGAUGUACACUGAAGUCUGAAAACUGGUAUGGACUAUUGACUAUACUGAAGAAUAAUCUCAGUUGGAAAACAUUGCACAUGUGUGUGAACUUUCUCGCCAUCUCUUUUUUGCUGUCUCUGUCUCUGUCUCUUUCCUUUCUCUAGAAAUGGUACUAUACAAGUGGUUAAUUCAACGUUAAACUCAUUUUUGUGAUGACUGUAGUGAUGUGUAUAUGAAACCCCUCUCCCCUACCCCCUAAGGAAGGAUGAGCCUUACCGACUGCACUGUCACAGAUUUCUAUUGUCUGUAUUACGUUUAAUGAGGAGAUGUCAUCUACCUUAUAUCCAACUUCAGGUAUUACUGAGAUGCAUUAUUGUGGAGCUCUACAGUAUGUGUGCCCUGAUCUCAAACUCAGUGCUAAUAGCACCUUAUGGGAAAGAUUGUAAAGUUGUGCAUUCCAUUGAAAAAUGAGUUUUGUACAAUGUGCUAAAUGGAAAUUGCAUUGGAUUAUUUUUAUAUUUAACACAUUCCAUCAAAACAUUCUGUAACUUAAUUCUACAAUCUGCAUGUGGGUUUAACUGUGAAAUUCAGUAGUGUGAUAUUUUUGAUUAAGUGAAUUCUUUCUCUGCAACUACUAUGUUGAUAAUAUUAUUUGCAUGCUCAACUGAACUGAUUGUUCCUAGUUUCGUUAUUUAAAACAUAAAUAAAUCAUAUGAUUCCAGAUAAAACAUGUGAAUGGCUCUUUAUAAAUAAGACUAGACUUUUAAAAUCUUCUUUGUUCUUCCUAACAAAAUUUCAGCUCCAUAGAACAAAGCAGAGAGAAUGUUUCAUUGAGCUUUAGUUUUGAGUAUACGUGUUUAUACUGACUGUCAGAUAUUGCGUGGAACAUUUUUUGCAUUCAAGCAUGUCUUUCACAUACACAAGAUAAUGU